ACAGCAGCAACACAGUGAGAAUCCAAUCCAUCGAAUUCGAAUCCAUAUUUUUGUUCAAUUUCUAAUGUAUUUGCUGUGAAAUGUGACUAUUAAAACAAUUUCACGAUGCCUCGAGCCCUACCUUUAAGAAUAUCGAUAAGAGACUGUUUAAUUUUAGUACUUUUAGUUAUAUUUAAUACAAUCCACAUAACCGAUAUGGCUAGCAACAAUAACAUGGACACACCCAGCAAGGAGAAGUCGAAAGAAUCGAGCCAUAAAAACGUAAACAACAAUAAUAAAGUUGAAGAUCUGAAGAACUGUCCGUCAGCCACUGACGGGAACAUUCCAGAGUGCAACACCCUGCACUACCCCUGCGUGUCCUGCAACAGGACAUUUGACUGCAGAUAUGGGGCCACUGACAACUACUCCUGCUAUGUGAGCCCCAAAGUUGUUUGCAAUGGUGCAAAGACAUUCAGCAGAGCAGCAAUGUGCAGGUUCUGCUACCAGACAGAGAAGUGGGAGCACCGCUGUGAACAGAAGGCCAACUGCAACUCACUUGCCUCACCUAUGAACUUUUAUAAGACAAACUGCACAGUAUCUGAUGACAUCAUCUGCCUCGGGGAGAGGAAAUUCCUGAAGAAGAUCCGCUGCUCGUGGACCGGGGGCACUCGGUGGGGCACCGCCCUGAUCUUGGCACUGACCCUGGGCGGCUUCGGAGCUGACCGGUUCUACCUGGGCCACUGGCAGGAGGGCAUAGGGAAACUCUUCAGCUUCGGAGGUCUUGGUGUGUGGACACUAGUUGACGCUCUCCUCAUUGGUAUUCAUCAUUUAGGUCCAGCUGAUGGCUCUGUUUAUAUUUGAGUGGGUAGUAUUAUAAUUAUUGUGCUAGUUAAUUGUGGUUUAGUUCAGUGUUAUUUAAUUUAAGUAAUAAAUGUAUGUUAUAACUGUGA
Messenger RNA from Plutella xylostella (diamondback moth), 929 nucleotides. RefSeq names its product TM2 domain-containing protein 3 almondex (gene amx). The record is from RefSeq and is a predicted model, not a curated record. Lineage: Eukaryota; Metazoa; Arthropoda; Insecta; Lepidoptera; Plutellidae.